Thrips palmi is the source of this 3689-nucleotide messenger RNA. Its product is annotated as SUN domain-containing protein 2-like. Gene Ontology annotation, cellular component: meiotic nuclear membrane microtubule tethering complex; nuclear envelope. Gene Ontology annotation, molecular function: protein-membrane adaptor activity. Gene Ontology annotation, biological process: nuclear envelope organization. The transcript has 12 exons. NCBI's taxonomy places the organism in Eukaryota, Metazoa, Arthropoda, Insecta, Thysanoptera, Thripidae. The record is from RefSeq and is a predicted model, not a curated record. Bases 561 to 2909 code for a protein of 782 amino acids.
UCUCAGACGGGUCAGUCUGUUUGCGUUCGUCGUGUUGGAUGUGUCGGACGGGAGUUGUCUGUUUGUUUUUAAUAUUCUCGUCCGCGCAUUGUUCGCUACGCCCCGCGAUUCACCGAUUCCUUUUCAGUGAUGCGAGUUGGUUGUGACUUUUAAUUUGAUGACGCAUUUGCUGUGUGUCAACUGUGUCCAAGAAGAAAGCACUGCUGUGAAGUGUAAUGUUGGAGGACGCUACACAAGACCACCACCAACACGAUUUUAGGACCGUGCAUUUUCCUCCUGUAUUGCUUUGAAGGAUCACAUUUGAUGCAUUCAAGCAAUGUUUUGAUAGGUUGCCACUAACCUAUAUUUUAUGAGCUCAUGUACCUACCAUACAUGUAUUUGUGAAACUUUUUAUACAGAGGUUAUUCUGUAGUGACAUUUAACUGCUGUGAAUGAUUGAGCGUGUUAGUGGGUCUCACAGAACUUUCCAUUAAUUAUUGAAUGGAAUUUUUAGAUUGGAGGCAGUCUACUGCCCCAUAUUUUAAGUUUUAGUGUUGUGUGUACAUUUUAAACCUGAAGCCAUGAGUGACAGAGUGCUGCGAUCCAGAGUCCGAAAUGGAUCAGCUUCCAUUUCAUUAUCAGAAGAUCGAGAAAAAGUGAAGUACAGUGUUUUUCCCAAAACGGAUUACACGUACUCACCCCUGUCAAGUUACCAUCGUGAAAUUUCACCCGGGGUGAUGACUUUACCAAAUAUGUCCCGGUCUGGCCUUCACAGCACAAACCAAGUCAAUCACCAUGUGGCGGCCAAGUCACACUUUAACCCAUCAAGACUCAACUAUUCAGACAGUUUUUGCUCUGAUUCUGAUGAGGUGGAUGACUCAAGGUUAGCUUACAACAGAAGACAAGGACAGAAAAGCACUUGGAUGAUAGUGAAAAGUACAGUAUCAUCAUUUAUGAUGAGCAUUUUUACCUUCUUAAUAACAACCACAAAUAGCUUCUACACAUCCUUUAGUCAGAGGAGAAAAGUACCUCCAGCUCAAAGAGCUCAACAUUAUUACUCAUACAUACCCAAGCAAGAAGGACUAUUGUCAAGAAUACAGACACACAUCUACAGAUCAUCCAGUUGGAUCUAUCGAAAUGUAUUCCACGAUGUGUUCAAUGAUGCGUGGUCAACAUCCUCCAGGCAGUCAACAUGGGCAUCCAAAGGAGUGACAAGAAAAUCAAGAUUUCUUCGAUUGCUUCCUCUCCUCCUGCUACUACUAUUACUAGGUUUUAUAGUUUGGUGGUUGUGGGAUGAUUCAUCAUCAGUUCCACCAAAGAUGACUGAGGAGCAAACUAGCAGCUGGAUAUGGAAUGUCCUAACAUUCCCAUUGAGCAUGAUCCAUUCUCUUUUUUCUUCUGUGUUUCAUGGCAUGACAGUUCCAUUCAGUCCUUCAUCAUUUGAGGGUCUCAUUUCUGUUCUUUAUGACAUAGUACUGGCUCCUUGGAACCUUCUUGUUUCUGUUGGUGAAGUGCUUGUGUCCUUUGGAUGGAGUAUUAUUUCAUUAUUCCAAAUGAUAAUGGCGUCUUUUUUAAACUUUAAGAUCAAUUUAUGGGAAAGUCGCUCAGACUAUCAGACAAGUGACAGUGGACUACCAUCUUUUUCUUCAAAUGAAGCCCAAAGUGACUCAAUCAAAGCCCUUAUUAGAGCUGCUUUACAAAACCAAGAAGCUUCAAUUUUGUCAAAAAUGUCUAAAAGUGAAGAGGGCAUCCGAGCAGAAGUUCUGUCUAAAAUAGCCAGAAGUGAGGAUAAGAUUCGGGCAGAAUUGAUAGCUAAACAAGAACAUGGUCAGCAACUGAAUGCUAAGAUUGUCUCCCUACAGAACGAAUUAAGACGAUGGAAACGAAGGUACAUGACAUGCUGCAGAGUGUCGGACCCUGUCAGCGCCGCUACAUUCAAAGAAAAACUUCACGAUGAGUUGAAACAACUUUUUAGUAGUCCUGAAGGUUUGGUUCUGCUCGGUGCUGUAGCUGCACAUCUGACUCCUGUUGACAAAGCACCAGCAAAUAUUGUUCAAUUUAAUGAUACUGAAAUCCGCUUGUGGAUUAGUUCUACUUUCCUUGACAAAGAUGAUUUUGAAAGAAAAAUGGCGAACAUGACAAAGUACUUCAAUGAAGAACUUGAGCGUCGCAGUGCUGAAAUGAUGGGAGCUUCAGUAGAAGAAAUAAAAGCAAGAAUUGCAAAUGAAUCACAAAUGUAUUUGGCUCAAAUGUCAAAGCUUCGAGCUGAAGUGUCCAGUUCAUAUAUGCUCCAUAAUGAUCAUCUUCAGUCAGGGACAAGAUUCUCAGGACAGUCUAUUUCCGGGUGGGAUGAAUCCAGAGUGCGCAUGAUAGUUCAGUCUGCCUUGGCACUUUAUGACGCAGAUAAAACUGGGAUGGCUGAUUAUGCUCUUGAAUCUCAAGGUGGACAGGUUAUCAGCACCCGUUGCACAGAGACCUACCAAGUAAAGUCCCCAACCUUGUCAGUGUUUGGUGUUCCCCUAUGGUACCCCUCCAACAGUCCUCGCACUGUCAUCCAGCCUGGUAUGCACCCUGGUGAAUGCUGGGCCUUUGUUGGAUCACAAGGCUACCUUGUGAUUCAGCUUUCACAUCGAAUCCUAGUCCAAGGGUUCACUUAUGAGCACAUAUCACCAGUACUUCUACCAACAGGCAAAAUGGACUCUGCACCAAAAGAAUUCUCUAUUUACGGAUUGAGGGCAGAAGGAGAUCAUGACCCUAUUCUGCUUGGAAACUACCAUUACCUACAAAAUAGUACUAGCAUGCAAUAUUUCCCAGUUCAGCGUUCUGGUGUGCAGCCUCUUCAGCUGAUUGAAAUACAAGUUAAGUCUAAUCAUGGCAAUAUAAACUACACAUGCAUGUACCGAUUUAGAGUUCAUGGCAAAAUCGCCUAAGCCACUGUUUUGAUUUAAGUUGUCGCUUGUCUGUGACAGGCUAUGCCAUGCAAUGCCGUGCCAUGCCACAGCCAAAUAUGAUAAUAAGAGCUAUAUCAGACUGAAAAGAGAGUCAAACUUUUUUACAAUUUAAUUACUCUUUCCCAAAGAAAUAAAAUUUCUCAGUGGAACGGCUAUGUUUUUUCUUCCUUUAACUGUAUGUUCCUGAAUGUAGUGUAUGAUCUGUAGCUUUUCCACUCAAAGUCAUGAUCUCUUUCUUUAUUUAUUUCAUUCAAUGUCCCAACUUACUUAAUGUGAUUAACAUGAUGUUGGCCUGUUGUACUUUUUGGUUUGUUUGCAACUUUGAUUUGUUCUUCCACCUUUUUCCUUCCUUUAUGGUAAACAUUGAUAGUGUGGUUAAACCAAAGUCAAUAUUUUUGUGCUUUAUAAAAUAUUUAUUUAUAGAAGUAAGAAAUGUUUAUAUGAACUAGUCCUAUUUUAGAAGAUUGUGUAUAGUUGAUUGCUAUGAUUCAGGAGAGUGUUACUCAUUAUUUUGAAAGGACAUAGUAGAGAUGUCCUCGAACUUUAUCAUUAUGAUUUUGACCAAAUGAUCUUGAUCUGAUCUUGAUUUACUGAAGAAAAUGACAGCAAUUUGAGAUGAGUACCUAAUAAGACCGUGACAUUCUUGUUCAUCCUCAAUCAGAUCUCAAGAUUUGAAUAACAUUCUGGUUGUUGACAUGACAGACUCACUUAUGUAAAAAAAAGUGGUCAGGCUGUUAAACCAUUUUUAAUAACUUGUAU